Molecule: messenger RNA, 6969 nt
Organism: Oryzias latipes (Japanese medaka)
Lineage: Eukaryota; Metazoa; Chordata; Actinopteri; Beloniformes; Adrianichthyidae
Gene: myo18b
Product: myosin XVIIIB
Biological process (GO): actomyosin structure organization
Cellular component (GO): myosin II complex; unconventional myosin complex; myosin filament
Molecular function (GO): actin filament binding; cytoskeletal motor activity; ATP binding
Source: RefSeq, a predicted model, not a curated record
CUCCAAACAGGGUCGUGCGCCCCCCCCCCAGAUAUUUUUAGAGGGUCUGUGCUGCUUAUCUGCAUGAGGGUCUAUUUCUGCCUGCAGGCCCAUGAGAGUCGACCGUCGUCCUGCCGGACUCUGUCGGGAUCCCAUUUGGAACUGAAAGAGCCGAGCCGAAGCUCCAGUGUGUGGCUUCGGUCCUGAAGUGGGCCCUGAGAGUCCAGGAGAUCCAGAGGAACCAGAACCCCGCGGAUCCAGAACCGACCUGGAAGCGCCUGAAGGUUUCCUCCCUGCAACCCCCGCCCCCACCAGCUGACAGACCCCCCCUCCCCUCACGACCACCACAACCUCAACCCCCACCUUGACUGCAACCAUGGCGCUGUCUUCACGCUUGAAGCUGUGGGAGCAGAAGAUUCAGCAGGAGAAGAAGCCGGUGACCACGUCCGUCCCGCCCCCGCCCCUGUCGGUCCUGCCGGGCGGCCUCCUCAAACAGCUCGUCCGGGAUUCAGAGAAGGAGACCAAACACAAAGAGCCCGAGGUCAAAGAGGAGAAACCUCCGCAGAAACUGAGCGACAACCUGGUGCAACAGUUCCUCGCCCCAGAUCAGACCCCCCCCAUCCUGGAGGCAGAGAUGGCCCUGCGCGCCGAGAAACUCGUCAACGACGGCAAGCAGAGGAGGUGCGGCUCGGCCCAGCCGGAUGGCCGGUCGUCCUCCGAGCGCCGCAUCCUGACCCCCGACUCCGACUGGAAACCGGGAAGCAGGCAGGCGGGAACCCCAGAGCAGGAGGUGAAGAAAGACAGGAAGACGCCGCAGGCGGAGCAGAAGAAAGAGAGGAUGGAGGAGGUGAAGAAGAAGAAGGAGGUGGUGGAGCAGAGGCAGGAGCCAGAGGGAAGGCAGGCAGAUGAGACCGUCACAGAAACCAGCAGGAAGGAGGUGAAGGACGUUUGGUACGAAGCUGGAACCGUUUGGUUCGUCCACAAGGACGGUUUCACCCGAGCCACUCAGCUGAAGCCGGAUGAAGGCACCCCCGACCUGCCGGAGGGCCGGGUGAGGGUCCGCCUGGAGACGGACGGCUCGCUGCACGACGUGGCCGAGCUGGAGGUGGAGAAGUGUAACCCCGCGGAGCUCGACCUGUGCGAGGAUCUGAGUGACCUCCAGUGCGUGAACGAGAGCGGCGUCCUGCACACCCUGACCAGCCGGGCCAAGGCCAACAUGCCGCUCACGCGCGCCGGACCCAACCUGGUCAACCUCUGGCCCCCGAUCCAGAGCCACAGCAAGACUCCAAAGCUACGGCGCGGGGAGUCGGCGUGGGACGCGCCCCCCGCCCUGGCGGCUUUGGUCCGGCGGCUGUACAUCUCCAUGGUUGGCACCAGGAGGGAUCACUGCGUGUGCGCGCUGGGACGCAGCGGGACAGGAAAGACCGCGGCGUGCCAAGCCUUCACGCUCGCGCUCCUCAAACAGGCCGGGACGGCGGCCGGGAGCUUCAGCGCCGAGCGCGUCCAGGCCAUGUUCACCGUCCUGCGCUCCUUCGGCUGCGUCAGCUCGCAGCAGAGCGACGCCUCCUCCCGCUUCGCCACGGUCUUCUCUCUGGACUUCAACCACGCGGGACAGGCCGCGGCGGGACACCUGCAGACCAUGAUGUUGGACAAAUGGAAGGUGUGUCGGAAAACUCCAGGCGAGAGCAACUUCCUGGUUUUCAGCCAGAUGCUGGCGGGUCUGAGCACAGAGAUGAGGACAGAGCUGCAGCUGCACCAACUGCCCGGAUCCAACUCCUUUGGGAUUGUUCAUCCCACCAAGGUUGAGGAGAAACAACGAGCGUCCGUCGGUUUCACAAAGCUGCUGGUUGCCAUGGAAACGCUGGGCUUCUCCCCCAGUGAACAGAAAGCCAUCUGGCAUGUUCUGGCUGGGAUCUACCAUCUGGGAGCUGCCGGGGCUUGUAAAGUGGGCAGAAGGCAGUUUUUAGACUUCGACAGCGCCCACACGGCCGGCAGCGUGCUCGGCUGCGGGGGGGAGGAGCUUCACACCGCCGUCUUCAAACAUCACCUGCGGCAGCUGCUGCAGAGGGCCACCGGGGGCAGCAGAGAGAGGCCGGAGUCAGAGGAGGGUCCCCGUCUGACUGCCGCUCAGUGUGUGGAGGGAAUGGCUGCAGGACUCUAUGAGGAGCUGUUCACCGCCGUGGUGUCGCUCAUCAACAGAGCUCUGAGCAGCGAGCAGCUGCCAUUGGCCUCCGUCAUGGUGGUGGAUCCGCCGGGUUUCAGGAACCCUCGGCACUCGGGGGACGAGCGUGCGGCCGGCUGGUCUGAACUCUGCCACAACUACCUGCAGGAGCGGCUGCUGGAGCGAUACCACCGACACACCUUCACCCAGACGCUGGACAGAUACGCCCAGGAGAAGGUUCUGGUAGAUUUUGAGUCUCCAGAAAGCAGUCCGGCUGAGGUGGUUUCUGCCAUCGACCAGCCGCCUCCACAGGUCCGGACGGCCGACGGGGACUUCAGGGGUCUGCUGUGGGCUCUGGAUGUGGAGAUGGUAACGCCUGCAUCCAGUGAGAGCGCCGCUCUGGAGAGAGUCUGCCAGCAUUACGGCAACACUGUGCGUCAGUGCGAGCAGCCGCUGCAGUGCGAGGUGCGCCACCUGAUGGGCUGCGACCCUGUCCGCUACGACCUGACGGGGUGGUUCGGUCUGAUCCAGAACAACCCGUCCGCGCUGAACGCCGUCAGUCUGCUGCAGAACUCCACCGUAGGAGAGGUGAAGGCCAUGUUCACCCCCAGAAUCUCCCUGCCGCCUCUCUGUCGAGGUCUGGGCGGGCUGGAGGGGGGGAACCAGCGCGCCCUGCAGAGGAACGGAACCAUCAGGAAAACGUUCAGCGGCGGGAUGGCGGCCGUCCGCCGACACUCCCACUGCAUCGCCGUAAAGCUGCAGGCCGACGCCCUGGAGAACGUCAUCCGCAGGGCCGCCCCCGUCUUCCUGCAGGGGGUCAGCGCCAAGAUGGACGGGGGGGGGUUCGACGUCCCGGCCCUCAGAGUGCAGCUGAACUCCACCCAGAUCCUGUCGGCGCUGCAGCUCUACCGCACAGGUUUUCCUGACCACAUGAGUCUGAGCGACUUCAGGUGUCACUUCCAGGCUCUCUCCCCGCCGAUCAUGAAGCGCUACGCCUCCAUGUUUGUCAGCCACGACGAGAGGAAGGCGGUGGAGGAGCUGCUGGUGGAGCUGGACGUGGAUAAGAAGAGGAUCGUGGUGGGCUCCAGCAGGGUCUUCAUGAGGCGUGGCGUGCUGCGGGACCUGGAGCAGCAGAGGGACCAGCAGGUCACCGGCUGGCUGGUCCACCUGCAGGCCGCCGGCCUGGGACACCUGGCCCGUCAGAAAUACCGCAGACUGAAGGUGCAGCAGAUGGCGGUCCGCUGUCUGCAGAGGAACCUGCGGGUCCUGAGGUCGGUGUCGGACUGGAGCUGGUGGAGACUGUUCUGCAGAGUGCGCCCUCUGCUGGACGUCAACAUGGACAACGAGAGGCUGCGGGCCAAAGAGGAUGAAAUUUCCGCUUUGAGACGCCGUCUGGAAAAAUCCGAAAAGGAGAGGAACGAACUGAGGCAGACUGCUGACAGCCUGGAGAGCAGGGUCACUGCUGUGACCUCUGAGCUGAGUGAUGAGCGUUUCCGCGGCGACGCGGUGGGCCAGGCUCUGGAUGUGGAGAGGGCCGAGAGGCUCCGACUCAGCCGGGAAAACAGAGACCUGCAGACGCGGCUGGAUCAGUGCAGAGUUACCAUGGAAACGCUGGAGAGGACGCUGGAGGAGGAGAGGCAGAAAGCGCGGGGGGCUGCGGGUCAGAGAGAGGCCGCCUCAGGAAGCGAGCUGUCCGUGCAGCUGGACUGCUGCCAGACGGAGGUGGAGUUCGUCCGCCGGCGGCUGAAGCAGACGGAGGAGAAACUGGAGGCGGAGCGACGGAGCCGGCAGGAGCUGGACGCCAAGGUGGCGGCGCUGCAGGCGCAGCUGGAGCAGUCCAGGCGGGGGGCGGUGGAGCUGAAGCGCCACUGUCGGCGCGUGACCUCUGACCUGCAGGACGCCCGGGUCCAGAUGGACAGUCUGCAGGGCCGCUCGCACGAUCUGGAGCGCAAGCAGAGGAGGUUCGACAGCGAGCUGGCUCAGGCGCUGGAGGAGGCGGAGAACCAGAGGGAGCAGAAGGAGAAAGCCUCUCAGGAGAACGCCGCCCUGGGAACGGAGAUCUUCAACCUCCGCCGCAGUCUGCAGGAGAGCCAAGCCGAGGCGACCCGUCUGCAGAAGCAGAAGGAGGAGUUGUGCGCUCAGAUCCGGGACCUCAGCCUGCCGCUCCACCUCGCCACGGAUUCGCUGCCGGACCUGAAGAGGCAGCUCCGCCUCCUGGAGAGCCAGGCCGGCGAGCAGACGGAGGAAAUGGCCAAACUGGCCGCUCAGAUCCAGCAGCAGCAGCAGGUCCACAUGCGCUUUGAGAUGGAGAUGGAGAGGAUGAAGCAGAUGCAUCAGAAGGAGCUGGAGGACAAAGAGGAGGAGCUGGAGGACGUCCACAAGUCCUCUCAGAGACGGCUCCGGCAGCUGGAGAUGCAGCUGGAGCAGGAGUACGAGGAGAAGCAGAUGGUGGUCCACGAGAAACACGACCUGGAGGGCCUCAUAGCCACUCUGUGUGAGCAGGUGGGACACCGAGACUUUGAUGUGGAGAAGAAGCUGAGGACAGACCUGAGGAGAACUCGGGCUCUGCUGGCCGACUCCCAGCUGCUGCUCGCCGCCAUCGACGCCUCGGGUUCCAACCAGCCCAACGGGAGCAAAGAGCAGAUCGAGCGGCUGCACUGCCAGCUGGAGGAGGGCGAGGCCAGGCGGCUGGAGGCCGAGAAAGUCCAGAAGAUGCUGUCGCAGGAGCUGGAGAACGCCCAGCUGGAGCUGGAGAACCUCUGCAAGCAGAAGAGCCUGGUGGAUGAACAGGUGACGCUGCUGCAGCACGAGAAGGCGGACCUGCUGAAGCGGGUGGAGGAGGACCAGGAGGACCUGAACGAGCUCAUGAAGAAACACAAAGCUCUCAUCGCUCAGUCCUCCAGUGACAUCAGUCAGAUCAGGGAGCUGCAGGCGGAGCUGGAGGAGGUGAAGAGGCACAGACACGCCCUGCAGGAGCAGCUGCAGCAGCGAGCGUCCAGGCUGCAGUUCCUGGAGGCGUCCACCGUGGGGCGCAGCAUCGUCAGCAAACAGGAGGCUCGCAUCUGUGACCUGGAGAACAAGCUGGAGUUCCAAAGAGGACAAGUCAAGAGGUUUGAGGUGCUGGUGCUGCGUUUGAGGGACAGCGUGGUCCGUUUGGGGGAGGAGCUGGAGCGGAGCGCCCAGGCCGAAGCCCGCGAGAAGGAGAACGCCCGGUACUGCCAGCAGAGGCUGCAGGAGAUGAGGGUGGAGAUGGAGGAGCUGAGCCAGAGGGAGCAGGAGAGCAGCCGCAGGAGGAUGGAGCUGGAGAUGCAGGUGGAGGAGCUCACCGCCGUCAGGCAGACGCUGCAGGCCGACCUGGAGACGUCCAUCCGCCGCAUCGUAGACCUGCAGGCCGCUCUGGAGGAGGUGGAGUCCAGCGACGACAGCGACUCUGAAAGCGCUCAAACCGCCGUGGAGUCCUUCACCCGGCGGAAAGACCUCGACUCCGUGUCCAGCGCCGGCUCCGUGGGGACCGAGGACGUGGGGGAGGGGGUCCGGAAGUGGAGAGGAGGAUCCCGCGGCGGGGGGUCUCCGUACAGCAGUCAAGAUGGCCGUCAGUCCGUCACCGACACCAUGAGCACCUACAGCUUCAGAUCUUGUGUGGAACCUGACGAUGAGGGUUCUGAGCCUGGGGGGGUCGGUACCAAACACCUGAGCCGGGCCCCGUCCUCCUCAGCCCUGUCCGAGCUGCUGGAUGGACUUCGUAGACGGCGAGCGGCGGACGCCUCAGACGGCGGUGGGAGCACCGUGUCUCUGCCCAUUUACCAGACCACCGGGGCCUCCACCCUCAGGCGGAGGUCCUCGGCGCUGUCCCUGGGGGGCGAGGACGUCCAGGAGCCGUGUCCCAGACCCAGCAUCCUCAAACCACCCUCGCCACUCCUGCCUCGCGCCGCCACCUCACGCUCCAAUGGCGAGGCUGAAGGCCCUGCAGCGGGGGCCAAACCCCCCCUCUUUAGCUCCGGCGAGUCCCCGUCCUCGCUCCCGGCGCUGCCCCGCCUCUCCUCGCUGUCUUCCUCUCUUGUGUCCCGGCGUCCUCCCUCGCUAUCUAUCCCAGAGGAGGACUCGGAGGACUCCACCCGCUCCACGCUCACGCCCCCCCAGCGCUCCCCCCAGGCCCUCCGUUACAGGAAGCCGCUUCCCGCAGAUGAGGGGGAGGGCCCUCUGGGCUCCGAACCGCUGGUCUUCCGAAACCGCCGCCUGACCGGAGAUCGUGACGACGCGGCGUCAGACAUCCUGCCCGCCAUCCGCAGGUCUCAGUCCACCAGCAGCCUGGCCAGCUCAGUCAGGGGGGGCCGGAGGGCGCUGAGCGUCCACUUUGGGGAGCUGCCCCCCUCCACACGCAGCAGGAGGAGCUCCGACACGGAGUCGUCCAGCUCGGGAAGCUCGCAUGGUGGCGGGCCCAGAGGCAGGGGGGAGACCCCCCAGGGAGAAAGGCUGGAGGCAGAGGGCAGUGAGGGGGGGGACGUGGCAUCAGUCAUGAGGAAGUACCUGAAGAAGGAGAGCGACUGAAGCCCCCCAGGCUCCUCGGUGUUUCCGCCUCCCGCUGCGAGUCCCGACGAGGCGAUCCUCCAACCGCCGGGAUGUUCAAGCCGCCGCCGCCCCCGCGGCGUUUUCUAAUGUUUGUAUAGGAACACAGUAAAGCAGUUCUCUGUACGUUCUCUGUUUGUCUGCAGAACUCCUCUGUGGUUUCACUUCCACUGUAACGUCAAAAAAACAACAAUAUUUUCACAAACGAGGUCAACGACAGAACGAAGCAGAAAUAAAUAAAGAAAUAUUUUCACACAAAAAAA